AUUGAAUUAAUUGUUUUAAGUAUUUACCCGCUUUUAUGUAUACCUUCACUGUGUAUAUAUUUUCUUUGCAUAUGUUCCACGAAAGAAAAUUGAUCAACUGGCAUUUGUCUGGAAACAAAUGUUCCUUCAAACUCCAACCAUUCCAAUGCAAAACAGUUGACACUCUGUGCACGUUAGUGAAGUUGUAAAAAAAUAUUGGAUAUUUAUUAGGGGAAUAGGUACGUGUUUAGUUUAAUUGAAAGGCUUUGAUUGGAUUCGAUGGACCUUGCAGCAGUAAGUCCCGCGGGUUGCUUUCAUUAGCUUGACAUGUGAGCAAAAAAAAAAGAGGGAAAGGAACAGUGAGACAGAACAGUACGUUUGUGAUAUAGGAAAGAAAAGGACGAGCGAACCAAGAUGAGGCUGUUCAUCGCGGGAUUUCUCACUUUGUCCCUCAUGUCGUCUGUAUGGAUGAUAAAUUUGUCGCCCAUUCUUGAAGACGAUAUGGAUUAUCAUAUGAAAAUCAUUUACAUCAACGAGAAAAAACUUUCUUACAACGAGGCAACACAUGCAUGUGCCAUUUUGAACGCAACACUGUUGACAAUGAGGAGCUGGCAGAAAUGGUUUAUGGUGCAGCAGUUGUUUAACUCCAGCAGCGACUGGAACAAGGAAGCGACUGCAGAAGCAUGGAUUGGCCUGACCAACACUAUAUAUGGAUAUAACUGGAUUGACUGUGUUUCUUUGGACUUUGCUAAGUUUUCCUUAUUCAAAGGUGAAGGUGAAUUGGAAUAUAAAUCAGCCGAACAAUGCUACAGAGUUAAAGAAGGAGAUAAAUUCCGAUGGGAACAAAAGAAGUGUGGCGAAGAAAAUGGUGCCAUUUGUGAGCAACGAAUACAUGGGGGAACUUGUGCUCCCGAGAAGUUAAUGACGGGGGAUAUUAUUGAUAUUACUGGAAAUGACGAAUCGAAUUGUAAAUCUCAAUGUGCGAGCGAGGAGGCAUGUUACGCUAUGAUCCAUUAUAACAACGGGACUCAGGACAACUGUAUCCGUAUAAGGAAGACUUCCGCUGGACCCACUGUCAAUGUCAAGUUAAAACAGUGUAUCACAGGAGAAAUCAAAUCCAUAUCAGACAUCAACACUGGAUCUAUAACGAUAUCUGACAAUAAUGAUGAAACGCCUUCGUCUACUUGUUCUAAUACCAUUGCGUUUCACACAAACGCGGUAAGUUCUCCCAUCAGUACAAGUACUGUCACCGUGACCCCCAGCACCGUGGACACGACCUACAUAUAUACCAGCUGUUUCAAUAUCACCGUCACAGCGACAGAGACGUUUAUGAAUAACUUUACCACUUACAUCCCCCAAACAACCAUUUCCUAUGUGCAGUCGCUGCUUACCACUACCAUGACAACAAUGGUUCCGACAACUGUAGUCUAUACGACAAUCUUGGCGCCAUCUACUGUAACUGUCCAAGUGACGCCAUCGCCUACCUCGUGUCAAGAAAGGACAACCUUUAUCAACAUAACGAACACCAAGUACAUCGAGGAAGCCGUGGAAAAUAUCACCAAAGCUCUGUACGUAGAUAAAAAACAAAUUAGUUCCUAUGUGCGCUCCAAAACAUGCGCACAGGAUAAACGACCAUCCGCGGCUACCGUAGGGUAUUUCGGGAUCGUGUUUAUUGCUGUACCUUUCGGUCUGAUUUUUCUUCUGGAUUUGCGCUCAAUUUUUGCACAGAUGAGAGACACCGCAAAUCACUGUCAGCUCUGCUAUGAUUCGGAUGAAUAGCAGUUUUCUUGAAAGUGAAAAGUGUUCUAUUGAAAGGAAGAAUUCUAGAGAUAAAAUUGAACAAUUUUUUAAUCGAUUGCCGGCAGUUAUUUUACCUUAAUUAACGAAUGGUUUGUCUUUAUACAAUCUAACACAUAAUUUAAGUUUUAUUGAGAAAAAUUGCCUUAAUUUUUCAAAAGACUAAUACUAUCAUAUCUAAUUUUCAAAUAAUGAAAAAUUAUUUAUCAAGACCUUCGAAGCUGGUAAUCUUCGGAGAAUCUUCGUAACUACCACAUUCUAUUUUUAUCAACUGAGAUAUCCCCCCUCCUUUAUUGGAUAACGAUAAAUCCAUUUUGAAUCAAUGUGACUGCGUGUUAUAUUAAUUUACGCAUCCUUUGAACCCUUUUCUAGUUCCGCUUUGAAACUCAUUAUUUUGCCGUGUUCAUAAAUUGACGUCAGUCAAAGACAACAUUAAAUACUGUUUACAUUGUUA
Molecule: messenger RNA, 2230 nt
Organism: Magallana angulata
Lineage: Eukaryota; Metazoa; Mollusca; Bivalvia; Ostreida; Ostreidae
Exons: 6
Coding region: 394-1758 (454 amino acids)
Source: RefSeq, a predicted model, not a curated record